UUCUCUCUCAACUAUUCCACAAACAGUAAUCCAACACCAAAACAUAGUCUAAACUAUAGCCUACUUUCUCUUCAAAUAACCAUUUCUUUCCUAUAACAAUCACCAAAAUCUCCAAUCAGAAUACCACUUUUCCUCUAAAAAUCAACUAUGGUUCGUGUAGGCAACGUUCUUUUAGGGUUCCUCAAUGGCAUUAUCUUAAUUGCAGGGCUUGCAGCCAUUGGCACUGGCUUGUAUUUCGUUCUAGCAGGCAAUUCUCAGUGCGUGAGAGGUGUACAUAACCAGUUGAUGAUAACUGGUGCUGCUCUGGUUGUUGUUUCUUUGUUAGGGAUAAUUGGUUCUUGUUAUAGAAUCAAUUUCUUUUUGAUAAUUUAUCUAGUUGUUAUGUUUUUGUUGAUUGUGGCUCUUCUUAUUUUUACCAUUUUUUCGUUCUUGGUCUCUCAUGCAACUUCUGGUGAUGUUGUUUCGCGUUUGAAAGUUAUUAACUUUAGAACUUGGAUUAGAGACCAUUUUGUGAAUGAUAAGAAUUGGGAGCACAUUAGGAAUUGUUUGAUUGAUGCAAAGAUCUGCAACAGUCUUGGUGAUAGUAAUGAUAUGGAUAAAGAUGUCAAGGAUUUUUUCAAGAAGAAUUUGUCUCCUAUGCAGUCAGGAUGUUGCAAGCCACCAAGUGAGUGUGGAUUUGAGUACAAAAAUGCAACGUACUGGGUAAUGCCAAAGGCAGGGCCAGCAGUGAACAAUAGCGAGUGCAAAACAUGGAGCAACCAGCAAGAUACUCUAUGCUACAAUUGCGAGUCAUGCAAAGAUGGAAUUGUGAAGAACAUAAAACAUAAAUGGAAGCAAUUGGCUAUACUCAAUUGUUGUAUUGUUGUGGUUCUCAUCAUUUUGUAUUGCCUUGGUUGCUGUGUAAGGAGGACCAAUUCAUACAGAUCCUACCCCAAACUUAGAGGAUAUAGACCUUACCCUUAGACAUCUUUUUUGUGUUCACUACUCUUUAAUGUUAUAGUUUCUUUCUUUUUUAAAAAAAUUAAUAACAUUUGGGUGAUUAAUUUUGUAGAGAUUCA
This is a messenger RNA of Jatropha curcas, 1058 nucleotides long. Its product is annotated as tetraspanin-11. The record is from RefSeq and is a predicted model, not a curated record. Gene Ontology annotation, cellular component: membrane. Gene Ontology annotation, biological process: auxin-activated signaling pathway. NCBI's taxonomy places the organism in Eukaryota, Viridiplantae, Streptophyta, Magnoliopsida, Malpighiales, Euphorbiaceae.